Molecule: messenger RNA, 1012 nt
Organism: Fusarium odoratissimum NRRL 54006
Lineage: Eukaryota; Fungi; Ascomycota; Sordariomycetes; Hypocreales; Nectriaceae
Exons: 3
Coding region: 1-543 (180 amino acids)
Source: RefSeq, a predicted model, not a curated record
AUGGUCUGUGAAGAAACCCUUGAAGAAAUUCUAGUCUGUGUUCCCACUUCGAAAAUGAGAAUAGAGCAUGCUCAAGACAGGAAACCGUCAGCUCUGCGUCGGUCUUCGCGGCUAUCUCAAAAAACCGAGAAUCAAGAAUGUCUCCCUGAGUGUGCGCUUGGCAUCGUUUCAGGGGAUAUCUCUGGAAGGAUCCAGUGUGAUAUCACCGACGACCGCGCAGGUGCAGCGGAUGAUGUGAUUGUUUCCAUUAUGAGCUCACCUCAUUAUCCGCCAGACGAUUACGAGGCUACGGUUGAAGUUCUAGCACUUGAACCCCAACAGAAGGACGACAAGCCCCAGAUGAAAAUCAUUCCCCGCCUUGAAGAAUCAGAAGGAGGUCGCCUAAAAUGCGACCAGAGCUCGAUGUCUCCGACAUAUCACAACGAACACACUCUGAAAGUCGCGAACACCAACACGGGAAACAUACCUGCACAAUCACACGACAGGCUCGAUACAAGGCCAGAGUCGAAUAAGACUGUAGCCAUCUUGGAUGAUAUUUCUUAGCAUAAGCUUCCUAAUGCAUCCCCGUUAGUCAAGGAAAAGUCUCCCAAAGUGUCCAAGCCCAAGAACGAAAUAAGAAAGAAAGAUGCAAUAUCAUCACCGACCACUACAAAAGCGACUUCACUACCAGGGAUCAAGUCUUUUCAGCUAGACGCGUUCGUGGGUCAGAAAAGAAAACAUGAUAUCCAGGGCCGUCCCUCCGGUAUCGGCCUUAGAGAGCUCCACGAGCUGUCGCUUCAGCCCUGGUUUACUUACGGAGCAGCGAGAUGGAAGAAGAUGCAAGCGCAGAUGCUGUCGGCCACAAAGGAUGUUGCUCAAUUAAAUACAACUGCAGAGUAUUAUUAUCCCUGAAGCCACGGAUCAAAAACCAAACCAAAUCAUGAAUACGGAUUCACAAAAGCCAGCUGAAGCAAGUUUAAGUUAAUCUAGUCAGGUAGAUACAAUCAACUAUCAAUAGACUCCUAACUUCCCG